Molecule: messenger RNA, 1576 nt
Organism: Morone saxatilis (striped sea-bass)
Lineage: Eukaryota; Metazoa; Chordata; Actinopteri; Moronidae
Exons: 8
Coding region: 165-1367 (400 amino acids)
Biological process (GO): meiosis I sister chromatid cohesion; meiotic sister chromatid cohesion, centromeric; male meiosis chromosome segregation
Cellular component (GO): kinetochore
Source: RefSeq, a predicted model, not a curated record
UCGGUUGCUAAGCACCGCACAGAGAACGGAGAGGAAAAGUAUUUUUAGACUCCGGACGGAGUUUUAUGAAGUAACGUUAAUUUAACACAUUCAGCUUAAUGCGUUAGCAACAACGUUGGGAUAGGGUCUGUUUUAUACUAUUAACUGCCCGUAAUUGGACGGAAAUGGGUCGGUUUAAGUGUCGACUCAGUCAUAACAGUGGACUACCUAACAAACGAGAUACACCUUUGAAAACAGCACUGAGAAGACGGGACAAGAGCAGAAGACUUCUGCCCAACAAGCAUUAUGAAGCAUUUCCAGAGGAACCUGAGGUGGAGGAAAAUAAUAUCCUCACCGGCAGCUCAACAAACCCAGUUCUGACUAGCAAUAAGCCUGCCCACUGCAAGUCUGUGUUACGCUCGGGCAGCCCUGCAUUUGCUGAAAACCCCAGAGGAAAGGCUUUUUCGCCUCCUUCACCAGCUAAUAAAAAAUCUGGCCGCCAAAUGUCACUAGCAGGUCAUCCAGCUAUUCAGAUGACUCCUGACGCAGGGGUUCUUAAAGGUGGUGAAAUGGCAGAAGAAGAGCCAAACUUUGCAACUUCGCAAAGCAUCACAUCUUCUAGCAUGGAGUCAGACACAACUUUCAGCUCUGAUGAUGAUGAUGAGGAAGACUGUUACUCCUCUGCCUCUUCAGCUUCCAGCAGUCUUCCGUCCCCGGAAAUCUUUAGAAAAGAUGACUAUGUGGAAACGCUGACGUUCCCCGUUAAGGAGGAGCUGCUGGGUCCCUAUCUUCACAUAAAAAACUCCACCCUGCUGGAUGUGAGCCACGCUGAGAGCAUCCACAUGCAUCACCUCCCCAACCUUUCUAUCAUCGAUGUCUCUGCUAUUCCUGCUGAAAACAACUGUGAAAUCAACCCACACAGGGGACCAGAAGCUGAGACAGACAAAGCCUUCAAGUUGAAAACGCCACCAGAACUCGCCAACAGAAGGCCCAUUUUGUAUAAGAAGAAGGUAUGGUUCAAAAGCCCCAUGAUUGCAGAUAUCUUUGAAGUGAAACACAGCCCAACCACCAAGUUAACAAUUCACAAUGCCAGUGAGUCAGUCCAAACAUCUGAGCAUGGGAUACCUGACGCAGACACAUCCAGAGCAGGUGAGAUCAAUUCCAAAGAAGAGGCAUUACGACUGAUGGUGAGGCUGAAAAGGCCUGUAAAAAGUAGCCCAGGAAAAGCCAAGUUCUUUGACUUUAGUGACAACAGCGACAGGGAUGCAUUCUUUCAAGGGAUGAGAGAAAGGUGUGUUAAACUCAUAAGUGCCGCUUCAUUUCCUCUUGGAGCUGCUAAGUGCACAGAACCUUGUAUGCAAAGAUUUGAGCUUUCUCCCAUAAUCUAGUUUGAAGAGGUUUGAGUAUGAAAUAUCCUGUGUAGGAGAUUUCUGUGUGUACUUCAAAACAAGAUGUCAAGACUUGUAAAAUAUGUAUGAGUCUGUCUAAAUGUCUAAAAUACAUAAUUGGUUCUUUGAAUACAUUUUUUUUAAAUGAAAAUACACUUUUCAAUGUACUAUUUUCACUCACAGUUAAGCACCCAAACCAUCUCCUGAUU